Molecule: messenger RNA, 2017 nt
Organism: Baudoinia panamericana UAMH 10762
Lineage: Eukaryota; Fungi; Ascomycota; Dothideomycetes; Mycosphaerellales; Teratosphaeriaceae
Exons: 2
Coding region: 482-1789 (435 amino acids)
Biological process (GO): retrograde vesicle-mediated transport, Golgi to endoplasmic reticulum; endoplasmic reticulum to Golgi vesicle-mediated transport
Cellular component (GO): endoplasmic reticulum; Golgi membrane; COPII-coated ER to Golgi transport vesicle
Source: RefSeq, a predicted model, not a curated record
UCUCUCGUCCGGACUUCCAAUGUCCUUCCGUCUAAUCGCAAUCAAGUAAACCCUCGGAGCUGACAUUAUUAUUACAUGUAUUUAUUCUUUGCUCGAGCACCCGCCCAACUUCCUUCCCAGGUCUAGCGUCAUCUAUCCGCCAGGGACUGAAACUGGAACGCGGAGUGACGGGAGGCAUUGGGGCAUUUGAGGCUGAAAGGUGGACUUGGAGCUUCUUACUUUACACCUGGCCAUAUCCCACCUGACUUGACUCGGGCUCUACCAUUUAGUUCGUUUGUCGUUAAUACUUCUGUCAGGACUGAGAGGCAAUUUGUAUUGAUUGGACACUUGGCGCCCUUUGCGACGAUGCGACGCUAAGCUUUUCGACACCCAAUAAUCACAUACUUCGUAAACGGAGGCUCAAACGUCUGGGUUGCUAUACAUACAAACCCCAGUACAUCUCUCCUGCUGUCACUAGAUCGACCGUCGUAUCCUUACCGCCAUGCCCUCCAAAUCCCGCUUCACGCGCCUCGACGCCUUCACCAAAACGGUGGAAGACGCGCGCAUCCGCACCACAUCAGGCGGCAUCGUCACCCUCGCCUCCCUCCUCCUCAUCCUCUACCUCGUGUGGGGCGAAUGGGCCGACUACCGCCGCGUCACCGUCGCGCCCGAACUCAUCGUCGACAAGGGGCGGGGGGAGAAGAUGGAGAUCCACAUGAACAUCUCCUUCCCCCGCGUGCCGUGCGAGCUGUUGACGUUGGACGUCAUGGAUGUGUCGGGCGAGGUGCAGACGGGGGUGAUGCACGGGGUGAACAAGGUGCGGUUGGGGGAGGAUGGGCGGGAGGUGGGGCGGGAGGCGUUGGAGUUGGGGAAGGAGGUGGAGGAGAGUAUGAAACAUAUGGACCCGGAGUAUUGUGGCGAGUGCUAUGGCGCUCCCGCGCCGGGGAAUGCGAUUAGAGCGGGUUGCUGCAAUACUUGUGCGGAAGUGCGCGAGGCGUAUGCGAGUGUGAGUUGGUCGUUUGGGCGGGGGGAGAAUGUGGAGCAGUGUGAGCGCGAGCAUUACUCCGAGCAUUUGGAUGAGCAGAGGCGGGAGGGGUGUCGGAUUGAGGGCGGGAUCCGCGUGAAUAAGGUGGUGGGGAAUUUCCAUUUCGCCCCGGGCAAGAGUUUCAGUAAUGGGAAUAUGCACGUGCAUGAUCUGGAGAAUUAUUUCGCGGGCGGGGAGGGGAUCGAUCAUACCUUCUCGCAUACCAUCCAUCAUCUCCGCUUUGGACCGCAGUUGCCGGAGGAUGUGGUGAGGAGGAUUGGGAGGAGGGGGAUGGCGUGGAGUAAUCACCACCUCAACCCGUUGGACGAAACGGAGCAGAAGACGGACGAGAAGGCGUAUAAUUAUAUGUACUUUGUGAAAGUGGUGUCGACGGCGUAUUUGCCGUUGGGCUGGGAGCGGACGGGGAGUAUCCUGGAUAUCCCGCAUGAGUUGGUGGAGUUGGGAGGGUAUGGGAAGGGGGAGGCCGGGAGUGUCGAGACGCAUCAGUAUUCGGUUACGAGCCAUAAGCGGAGCUUGGCGGGUGGGGACGGAGGGGAGGAGGGGCAUAAGGAGAGGUUGCAUGCUAGGGGUGGGAUCCCGGGGGUUUUCUUUUCUUAUGACAUUUCGCCCAUGAAGGUGAUCAAUCGCGAGGCGCGGUCAAAGUCAUUCUCCGGCUUCCUUGUCGGAGUCUGUGCGGUCAUUGGCGGCACUUUGACUGUUGCGGCGGCCAUAGACCGCGCGCUGUAUGAAGGCGGGCAGAGGGUGAAGAAGUUUCACUCAAGUUAGAUCGCCCUUCGUAUCCGAAUGCACAUUCCAAGACCAUCAAGAUCAUCAACACGUCCUAACAAUACAUCAUCGUGAUCGUACGUACUCCACUUGGCUAUGUCCGAAGGCAGGCCUUUCACCGCGCUUGCAAGGCUCUACGCCGGUCAAGAGAAGAGACCGUCCAGGUCCUCCAUAUCGCCUUCCUCGGCUCCGACGGGUGUGUCCUCUCGAGCUACGCAGUUGGUCAGU